AUGGAGGACGAGUACGACUAUCUUCAGCCUGGGUUUGAUCCCAAAACGUUGACAGUGCCCCGACUACGCUCGAUUCUCGUUGCCCACGAUGUCCAGUACCCCGGCACUGCGAAGAAGUCCCAGCUUAUCGAGCUCUACUAUGAGGGUGUAGUACCCAAGGCGAAGAAAUUCUUGGAUAAACAGGCACGUGCGAAAAGGUCCAGCAUGGGGAUUGUCGAUAUGCCCAGCGGUAACUCGGCUUCGUUUGACGACUCCGAUCUUCAACCUCCGACACAGACGAGACGAUCUCGGUCUCCACGAAAGGCCUCGGCUAGAAUCAAGCCCGAGGAGCAGGAAGAGCCAGAGCCUGUGCGAGCCCAAAGCCCAACGAAGCGGAGGGUGCGUGGCACCAGCCGCCAACUAUCCCAUCCCCCGGACGAGGAUGACCGGGAACUUUUGCGGUCUCCUAGAAGAACCACUCGCAAUGUGACUCCUCAGGUUAAGGUAGAGGAAUCCGACGAUGACUUCUUCAGACGCACCCGGGAGGCGGAGGGCCCGUUCUCGUCUGAUAACCCCUUUCAGAGCGGGAGCUCUCCGCUCACGGCCCCACGCUCAGCAAGCAGCCGCCGGAGGACUGCCGGGCAAGAACCAACCACCCCGCACUACGAGAAGGAGGCUAGACGACGAACGGAUGGGCACGCUGCACUCGACGGCCCAAAGUCAUCCAAGUCUCGCAAAUCAUUCGAAGUGCCCGUAAGCAAGUUUUCGGGGCAGCAGACGCCAGAAGUUCAUGACGUUGACGCCGGCGAGGAGUUUACACCCGAAGAACAAUUCGAGUUGGAAUUGGAGAUGGCAUCCAAAGGGCAAACGGCGGUUCAACCUCGUCAAACACAAGCUCCCAAGCGGCGAUCGGGCUUCAAGGUUCCUAUCAUGGCUCUGGGUGUUACCCUGCUCAGCGCAUAUGCCGGCUGGUAUCGGCAGGAGAAGAUCGCUGUCGGAUACUGUGGCCUCGGCAGACCUGCGACGCAGAUCAUACCUCCUGAGGUUCCGGUUCCCGAUUGGGCUGUGCCCUUCAUCGAACCUCAAUGUGAGCCUUGCCCGCAGCAUGCCUACUGCUACGAAGACUUUUCCGUGCGCUGCGAACCCGACUUUGUCUUGAAGCCCCAUCCCCUCUCUGCCGGUGGAAUCCUCCCUCUUCCUCCUACCUGUGAACCUGAUGGGGAGAAAGUGCGCCGUGUCAAGGUAGUAGCGGACAAGGUUGUUGAGGAGCUACGUGAGAGGCGGGCGCGGUUCGAGUGCGGCGAACUCGUCGACGAGGCCGGUCGCAAUGAUGAAGGCCCUGGCAUUGCGGAGGAUCAGCUGCGCAAGACCAUCAGCGACAAACGCAGCAAGAGGAUGAACGAGCAAGAAUUUGACGACCUCUGGCUCGCUGCCCUCGGAGAUGUGAAGGAACGCGAGGAGAUUGAGGUAGUUGAUCCCACUAACCAGACCGGUUAUGGUGGAACUAGAACGGCCAAUUCCUCCGGCGUUCCAAUCACCUACCUCUCGUCCACCUCUCUCGCUCGCCUUUCGCUCGGGUGCGCAGCCAAGCGCUCCUUCAGGCUCGGACUGGAGCGAUAUCGACUCCCUGCUGGAUCUCUAAGCCUCCUGGCCAUCUUGUACUUUUACGCCCGUUCUCGCUACAGGUCCUACAAGUCAGAGAUGGCCCAGGUACCCGCUCUCGUCGACCUUGUCCUCUCCCGGCUCGCCGCGCAGAAGGAACUCGGCGAAGAGGAGAUUGACGAGCCCUGGCUAUUCCUUCCGAACCUGCGCGACGACGUGCUCAGGUCGGUGCACUCGCUUGGCGACCGCGAUCGCAUCUGGAAACGCGUCCGGGCUGUUGUUGAGCAGAACAGCAAUGUCCGGACCAGCCAGCGGGAGAGCCGCAACGGAGAAGUCGGCCGCGCCUGGGAAUGGAUAGGACCCAUCGGAGGCGAGGCUGCCCGGAGGCGGCGGAGCGGACGUAUUUCCUUCGGGGCGGACGUCGAGAAGGAAGAGACGCCCGAGAUGGUGCACAAGACGGAGAAAGGGGCCGGACACUCGAGAUGGGAAGAGUCGCGCCCCGUGUAUUAA
Sodiomyces alkalinus F11 is the source of this 2091-nucleotide messenger RNA. RefSeq lists its product as hypothetical. The transcript has 2 exons. Gene Ontology annotation, cellular component: nuclear inner membrane. The coding region runs from base 1 to 2091 and encodes 696 amino acids. The record is from RefSeq and is a predicted model, not a curated record. Gene Ontology annotation, molecular function: chromatin binding. Lineage: Eukaryota; Fungi; Ascomycota; Sordariomycetes; Glomerellales; Plectosphaerellaceae.